AUGCUGUCCGGAGUCCUGCCGUGUUUCCAGCUGCUGAGAAUUGGCUCGUCUUCUACAGAUUCGGCCCGGGACCUGUACACGUUCCGGCCGGCGCUGACCCACUCAGUGUUCCGGCUGGGCCGUGCGGAAGAGCUGUGUGAUGUCACACUGGACUCGAUGUCUGUGUCCCGGAUCCAUGCUGAGCUGCAUGCUGAGAGGGAGGCGGAGGGAGCGGCUGAGGGGGGCUGGAAGGUGCAGAUAAACGACCGGAGCAGCCAUGGUGAGUUCCACACCAUCCAACAUGAUUACAGUACAUUGCUCUUAGAAGAAUCACCAUCGGAGACAUACAACUGUGAUGUAGUCUGAUAUGUCUCAUUCUAUCUUAAUAUUUAUUUUGUUACAUUUCUUUUAACAUAUUCUACAACUACACACACACUUAUGUUUAGUUUCCUUAGGUGUCAUUCAAAUGUAUUUUACUUUCAUCUGCGCUUUCUCCUCCACCUUCCCAUGCCAGGUACCUGGGUGAAUGAGGUCCGUCUGCAGCCAGGUGUCCAAUGGAAGCUCACAGAUGGUGACACACUCACCUUCGGCGGCCAAUCAGAGAGAGGGAGCCCAGAGUUCUACUUCCUCUUCCAGAAGGUUAGCGUGCGGCCGUUGGACUUCGACGCCAUCACCAUCCCCAAGGCCGGCACCUUCUCCUCCGACCUGAAGAACCGGAUCAGAACGAGCCUGGACCGCAAGGUGGUGGCCAACUUGGAUCUCUCCACAUUGUCCAUCAAUAGGGCGACUGUCAUUCUGAAUUCCAUCGGAAGCCUGAGCAAGAUGAAUGGGACUCCUUGGACAUUUAAAAGGAGUGACGGCAAUAUCACAGACACAAGCUCCACCUCCCUGCCCCUUACAUCCUUGGUCCCACCCGCCACCCCUCCUCCCUUUCCAGCCACUACCUAUGUGGCCUCAUCCAAGUCACUCCCGCCCUCAUCCAAGAGCAGGCGCAAGUCAGCCCACACUGUCCUUCUGGAGGAUGACAGCUCGGACGAGGCCAGGAACCAGCGAGAAGUGAAGGACGGACCUAGAGGGACGAAGAGAAGGCGCCUCUAUAAGUCUGAGUCUGAGGGUUUCCACGCUCAUUUACCCAAAACGAACCAGGAUGUACGACGCCAGUUCGAACUGAAACAUGUGCCUGUGCCCAAACCGAUCGCAAACUGUCACACCAUCGUCGCUAACGGCAAACUCAACCAUGUAUCCUUCAACAUCAAUCAGAGGUGGGAGAUCGACCCAAACAAUCAAAGGACUGGCCCAAAUAUGAACGUCUCUGUGUUUCGCCAGCAGAAGGUGUUUUCGCCGCCAUCCUCUGGGCGGGGAAGGCGACAGGCUCACAGCUCCCCAGUGUACUCCCCUAUGGUGGUGGGAGGAGAGAGCUACACCCUGGCGUCCCCGUCCCUGAUGAUCUGCAAAGAGGAGAGUGGGCGGGCAGGGCAGUUUGGCAGAUUUCACAUCACCUCUGGGUGAGAAUGCCCUCGUGACAGCAUCCAAACUACAGUGCUCUAUCAUGUACACUGCUCAAAAAAAUUAAGGGAACACUAAAAUAACACAUCCUAGAUCUGAAUGAAUGAAAUAAUCUUAUUAAAUACUUUUUUCUUUACAUAGUUGAAUGUGCUGACAACAAAAUCACACAAAAAUUAUCAAUGGAAAUCAAAUGUAUCAACCCAUGGAGGUCUGGAUUUGGAGUCACCCUCAAAAUUAAAGUGGAAAACCACACUACAGGCUGAUCCAACUUUGAUGUAAUGUCCUUAAAACAAGUCAAAAUGAGGCUCAGUAGUGUGUGUGGCCUCCACGUGCCUGUAUGACCUCCCUACAACGCCUGGGCAUGCUCCUGAUGAGGUGGCGGAUGGUCUCCUGAGGGAUCUCCUCCCAGACCUGGACUAAAGCAUCCGCCAACUCCUGGACAGUCUGUGGUGCAACGUGGCAUUGGUGGAUGGAGCGAGACAUGAUGUGCUCAAUUGGAUUCAGGUCUGGGGAACGGGCAGGCCAGUCCAUAGCAUCAAUGCCUUCCUCUUGCAGGAACUGCUGACACACUCCAGCCACAUGAGGUCUAGCAUUGUCUUGCAUUAGGAGGAACCCAGGGCCAACCGCACCAGCAUAUGGUCUCACAAGGGGUCUGAGGAUCUCAUCUCGGUACCUAAUGGCAGUCAGGCUACCUCUGGCGAGCACAUGGAGGGCUGUGCGGCCCCCCAAAGAAAUGCCACCCCACACCAUGACUGACCCACCGCAAAACCGGUCAUGCUGGAGGAUGUUGCAGGCAGCAGAACGUUCUCCACGGUGUCUCCAGACUCUGUCACGUCUGUCACGUGCUCAUCUGUGAAGAGCACAGGGCGCCAGUGGCGAAUUUGCCAAUCUUGGUGUUCUCUGGCAAAUGCCAAACGUCCUGCACGGUGUUGGGCUGUAAGCACAACCCCCACCUGUGGACGUCGGGCCCUCAUACCACCCUCAUGGAGUCUGUUUCUGACCGUUUGAGCAGACACAUGCACAUUUGUGGCCUGCUGGAGGUCAUUUUGCAGGGCUCUGGCAGUGCUCCUCCUGCUCCUCCUUGCACAAAGGCGGAGGUAGCAGUCCUGCUGCUGGGUUGUUGCCCUCCUACGGCCUCCUCCACGUCUCCUGAUGUACUGGCCUGUCUCCUGGUAGCGCCUCCAUGCUCUGGACACUACGCUGACAGACACAGCAAACCUUCUUGCCACAGCUCGCAUUGAUGUGCCAUCCUGGAUGAGCUGCACUACCUGAGCCACUUGUGUGGGUUGUAGACUCCGUCUCAUGCUACCACUAGAGUGAAAGCACCGCCAGCAUUCAAAAGUGACCAAAACAUCAGCCAGGAAGCAUAGGAACUGAGAAGUGGUCUGUGGUCACCACAUGCAAAACCAGUCCUUUAUUGGGGGUGUCUUGCUAAUUGCCUAUAAUUUCCACCUGUUGUCUAUGCCAUUUGCACAACAGCAUGUGAAAUGUAUUGUCAAUCAGUGUUGCUUCCUAAGUGGACAGUUUGAUUUCACAGAAGUGUGAUUGACUUGGAGUUACAUUGUGUUGUUUAAGUGUUCCCUUUAUUUUUUUGAGCAGUGUAUUAGUAUUUGUCGUACAUUUUCCUUCUCUGUAAAUAAAUAUGCUCCGUUCUCACUUCACAUUCUCAAAUAUGUAUUUUUGGUGAAAUAUAGUGAAUGCAUUGAAAGUCAAAUGUGACACUCACACACCUCGUUCUCCUCCCUCCCUCUCCAGCAAGCGGCGGGGCAGACCAAGGAAGCACCCUCCUCCGCGGCCCUCCCUUCCCCCUCCGUCCUCAUCUUCCUCCUCGUCCUCUUCGAGCUCCUCGUCCUCCUCAGAAGACGAAGUGGAGGGAGUGUCCCAGGGGGUGGAGUCGUGUGCCGCGCCUCGCUGCCGCCUGCCCCAGCAGGACACGGUGCAGUGGGUCCAGUGUGACGACUGCGACGCCUGGUACCACCUGGACUGCCUGCACUGCGAACGCAAGAACCUCCUGCUGGACCCCAACGCAGACUUCCACUGUGGCUGCCGCUGAUACAUCAGGAGUGGAUCACAGCCCCCUACACUAGAGCACACUUAAUGCCUUAAUCAUACCGCAAUGAAUUUGAGGCUUGUUUAUGUGAGAGGGAAAAAAUACCUUGAUUGUUGUGUAAUGUGGAUUGUAUGAUGAAAAUAGAUGUGUACAUUGUUCGUGGAGGUUUUUAGUUGUGACUGAGGCUCGUACGGACAAUAGGGCUGGUCUCAUGUAUGUAAUAAUUAGAGGCCUCCCUAAACUGACAUUUUUCGAAGUGUUCAUCCAAGCUCGCUCUAAUGUUGAGCAAUGAUAUGAGGAAUACAGUGAAAGCUAGAACUUGGGUUAGCAGUGGUAACCCUGGGGACUGAUAUGGCUAUUUUUAGCUACAAAGGCUACUCUGGUGUACAGUACAAGUCUCGAAACAAGUAGACAUAGUGACAGACUGCAGGUUUUUAACUUAGUGUACGAAGUAUUUCCAUAUUGCAUUGUGAAUAACCCUGCUGUUGAUUGGGGCUAAUGAAGGGGGUAUUGAAGAAUUCACCAAAUUCAUAUCUGCAGUAACACAAUAUGCAUUGCAAUACUCUCAUAAUCACACAAUACGAAUAAUCGAGCAAGGAUAUGCUUCGCUUGGUUCUAUCCUGUUCAGUAAAGAUGUUUACGCAAAAAAGAUGAGCAUGGGUUUUCUGCGUUCACACUCUUUCGUUUUAUUUGAUCUAUAACAUGCUGACUUAUUUUUUUCCGAAUUAACAUAAGCUGUCUGACUUUGAUUUAUGUAUCUAACAAUGUAUGCAUAUCUGUCCAUAACACAAAUAGAUUUAAGUC
Molecule: messenger RNA, 4339 nt
Organism: Coregonus sp. 'balchen'
Lineage: Eukaryota; Metazoa; Chordata; Actinopteri; Salmoniformes; Salmonidae
Source: the annotation of a GenBank genome assembly